This is a messenger RNA of Branchiostoma belcheri (Belcher's lancelet), 2095 nucleotides long. RefSeq names its product neuropeptide FF receptor 1-like. The record is from RefSeq and is a predicted model, not a curated record. Gene Ontology annotation, molecular function: peptide binding; neuropeptide receptor activity. Lineage: Eukaryota; Metazoa; Chordata; Leptocardii; Amphioxiformes; Branchiostomatidae. The transcript is spliced from 5 exons. Gene Ontology annotation, cellular component: membrane. Gene Ontology annotation, biological process: G protein-coupled receptor signaling pathway. The coding region runs from base 145 to 1443 and encodes 432 amino acids.
CUGAAAAUCUACUCCUGCAGUAGAGGUAAACAUGCCUGAACUGUGAACGAUUGCCAGAGCUAGCAAAUACGUCCGUUUCCAGAAACUGACUUUCAAAGAGGUGGGUCAGAUUCGUUUCUAAAGAAUAGAUUUGAAGGCAAAAAAAUGGCCAAUCUCACAUCGGACGCAGGCAUCUACGAGGAAAGCAACGGCACCGAAGACUUCCUCACCCCGAUCCCCCUGUACAAGCAUGACACCCCGGUCACCAUAGUGUUCAUCAUCUCCUAUCUCAUCAUCUUCUUGAUGUGCAUCGUCGGCAACGUCGGCGUCUGCACCGUGCUGGUGAAGAACCCAAAGAUGAGAACAGUCACCAACCUGUUCAUCCUGAACCUGGCCGUCAGCGACCUGUUGGUAGCUGUCUUCUGCAUGCCGUUCACUCUGGUGGACAACCUGCUACACGGUAACCCAUUUGGUGACGCCAUCUGUAAGUUGCAGCCGUUGGUCCAGGGCAUCUCAGUGGGCGAGUCCAUCUUCUCCCUCACGGCUAUAGGCAGUGGACAGGUGCGCUAUCGACGGUUCCAGGUCAUCAUCAAUCCGCGAGAGCCGAAGAUGUCCAAGUGUCGAGCCGUGCAGAUCAUCACGGCCAUUUGGGUGUUCAGCGCGCUCAUCAUGUGGCCACAGGCGCUGGUCAUCGAGAACAAGGAGGAGGUCCUGGUCGACUACCAGAACCAGACCAUGCAGUUCUGCGAUGAGCAAUGGCCGUCUAAUGAGUACAACCAGGCCUACACACUCAUGCUGUUCAUCGUCAUCUACAUCGGCCCCCUGCUGAUCAACCUGUACCUGUACAUCCGCAUCUCUCUCCGCAUCUGGUACAAGCCCAAUCCGGCCAUGGCCUCCAGUCGCCUGUCCAAAAUGUCUAACCUCACACAGGUGUCCAAGAAGAGAGUUCGCGUGAUCAAAAUGUUGAUCACCGUGCUGGUCCUGUUUGCUGUGUGCUGGCUGCCCAUCCACGCCUGUCUCCUUAUCGACUCCUUCAAGCGCCACAAGAUGACCGUCUGGCAGCGCAGCUUUCUGUACGCCUACAUGUUCCCCAUAGCGCACUGGCUCCUCUACUUCAACAGCUCCAUCAACCCCAUCGUCUACGGCUACUUCAACACCAACUUCAGACGCAGUUUCGAGGGGCUGUGCGGCGCGGCGGCACCUCUGGAAGACAGCGGCGGGACCAGUGGGAAGGAACUGCGGGGAAACGGGCGACCUGCCAGCGGCCGUACGUACAAGGUGAAGAUAGAGCUAGCGUCCACUGGUAACGGCUUGAGACGGUCACUCCGCAGCUUCCAGCGAGACAGUCGGCGCAGAAAGUUCUCUCCCCCGAGCAAUAUGGAGGGUAUCACCGGUAGCAACGGGGCUAUCGAAGAGAGGUCCCCGGAGAAUGAAAUCGUAAGCAUGGCAGAGACGAGGAUGUAACGCGAAGGCGAGAAAGUAACGCGUAAACGAGGGUGUGACGCCAAAGCCCAAAUAAAACCCUUACCGAGCUAGAGAAAAAUCAAAACAACACAUGCUCCUAUACAAUAUCAUUCCAACAUUUAUAUCAGCAUUAAAGUGUUUUAGAAGCUUACAUGAUAUAAAAUCCUUUGAGAAGAGGAAAGCUUAAGCGUACAAUCUUACUCGGAAAUUUGAACAAAAAUUAAUAUAAAAAUAUGUUAAGUAGCAGUAUUAGCACUAUUUGUAUGUAUGACGACAAUCAAUGACCAUAAUGAUGACAAAAAUGCUCUUGCAUCUAAAACUCAGAUAUUUCCCAUAGGCAGAACUAUAAUAGGCAGUCUAAUCACCAUGCAGUGACUGUACCUACCGCUAAUAGGAAUUAAUCUUAAACGGGGCUAUCUUCUAGCUGCAAUUGCCCAGUAUCUGGAUUAAUUAUCCGGAGUGUCGUAAGCUUUUUAAUUGCGACUCAGUAAAACAGGAAAUGUAAUACUUUAAUGUGAAAUGUAAAGAUUAGUUUCUCAUAAGUGGUAGAAUUGAUAAUAGUACAAACUGUACAUGUACCCAUGUGAAGGAAAUUUUAAACACCCACAUCUUAAUUUGUCUAAAAGCAAAGUUUGUUUUGUUGUAUUUAUAA